CCCGCUGGCUCCGCUCAAAGUUUGCGGCCGCCCCUGCGCCCGCCCGCCCGAUGUAUGGGUGAUAUACUGCAGCGGGUGUCAGGGUGAGGGACGGCCAUAUUUGCCGGUGCGGCCCGAGCCGUCAACAACAAAAAGUGCGCGGGAGCUCGGCGGGCGCACGGACGGGCGCUCGGACGCCGGGCCCGCCUCGCCGCCGCCCGGCCUCGCCGCCGCCGCCGCCGCCGCCCUCGCGGGCCUGGCCCCGCGGCGCCCCGGCGCGCCCCGCCGCUCGGGGGGAUGUCUUACAAACCGAACUUGGCCGCGCACAUGCCCGCCGCCUCCCUCAACGCCGCUGGGAGCGUGCACCCGCCCUCCACCAGUAUGGCCACAUCCUCACAGUACCGCCAGCUGCUCAGUGACUACGGGCCACCAUCUUUAGGCUACACCCAGGGAACUGGGAACAGCCAGGUACCCCAAAGCAAAUACGCCGAGCUGCUGGCCAUCAUCGAGGAGCUGGGGAAGGAGAUCAGACCCACCUAUGCGGGGAGCAAGAGCGCCAUGGAGAGACUAAAACGAGGCAUCAUUCACGCCAGAGGACUGGUUCGGGAGUGCUUGGCGGAAACGGAACGGAACGCCAGAUCCUAGCUGCCUGUUAGUGCGAAAGGUUUCCAUCUUCCAAGAAGAGAAGUUCUAGCUCAGCUCCCACGUUCACAAGAAACUCUUUGUUUUCAAUAUGGUAACAGUUUGGUUUUUCCUUCCCGUGUCCCUUCCAUGGUUCAUGAGGCUCUAAGAUUGAGAAAUAUUUUGCAGUUGAUUAGGAUUUACAUUUUAAAUAGUUAGGAAUUACCCAAGGUUUUUUUUUCUUUUCUUACUUUUUUUUAAGCAUUGAUUUAGAAGAUGCACGGAAAAGACACCUAUCUCACAGCAAAGAUACCAGUGUCUCCGUUUUAUUCUCCAUUUUGAAUACCGUUAUGUUACCCAGAUUGUUCUUCGUUCCUUUUCAUAAGCUAAUAGAACAACUCCAGGGUUUGUUUCUAGUGCAUACGUUUGCCACAUGGUGUGGAUUCCGCUUAAUGUAACUUCUUUUGUGCUUAAGCAUUUGCCUGCAUGACUAUUAGUGCUUUGAGGUCAAACUUAAAAAUGCACAAGUUAUAAAUACAGAAGAAAGAGCAACCUACCAAACCUAACGAGAACCCCCAAAAAUAUUCCUACUAAGACUGUGUGUGGAUUUCAGUUCUGCCUUUCCUGUAAGUUGAUCCAAACAUCUGGAAGAAAAUGAUUAAACCUGUUUGCAUCUUUGUAUGUAUUUAUUACUUGAUGUAAUAAAGCUUAUUUUCAUUAACAAUUUG
Molecule: messenger RNA, 1328 nt
Organism: Hyaena hyaena (striped hyena)
Lineage: Eukaryota; Metazoa; Chordata; Mammalia; Carnivora; Hyaenidae
Gene: CDK2AP1
Product: cyclin dependent kinase 2 associated protein 1
Exons: 4
Coding region: 277-624 (115 amino acids)
Cellular component (GO): cytoplasm; nucleus
Source: RefSeq, a predicted model, not a curated record